AGUUGAUGACGUCACAGGAGGAAAUGCCGACCACCAAAGAUCCAAGAGGAAAACGGCCGAUGAGAAGGAUCCAAAAGAAGAUCCACCAUUGAUUCUUCGACUUGGCCCCUGGUUUCUCAUCACAAACCACCUCAUACCUACCCUCUUCAUUCGUUGCUCUUGUAGGAGGCAUUGGCAAACUUUCAGAGCCAUAGUUUGCAGAAGGAGAUAAUAGUUUGCAGAAGAGGAGAUACUCCGGUUGGUGUGUCCAUUAUUCAAUUCAAUUCAACUCAAUUUCAACACGAUGAGCAUUCUUCAGGAUUGGUCUCGCAGUUUGUUGGUACUGCCGACGAGCUACCGGGAAAUUCGACCUCAUCAAUUGGUACUGGCGGCGGCUCUCUGGAAGGGUCUUCGUUCCACUUCGGUCUAUCGCAAGCUGGCCGAACAAGUACUCCGCAUUGCUUCGCAAUUGGCCGAAUCCGUGGGAGUUCCACUCGUCAUGUACGGAUUGGUACCGGAUUGGUUCAUUCGUUACGGCAUUCGCAUUCAAUUGCAAGAUCGAUUGAACAGUCUGCAAAUGGAAGGCGUCGAACAAGAAUUGCAAGCCAAACAAGAUAUUAUUCAAGAAUUGCAUUCCAUGCCCAUUGCCAUUGAAACCAAAGCCGCCAAUGAACAACAUUACGAAGUGCCCGCCAAAUUUUAUGAUCUCUGUCUGGGACCGGCCAAAAAGUACUCGUCCGGAUUGUGGCCCACCCCCAACACUACAUUCCCCGAGUCCGAAAUUCACAUGCUGGAUCUUUACUGCGAACGGGCCGGUGUCAAAGACGGAAUGAAAAUUGUCGAUUUGGGAUGCGGUUGGGGAUCUCUCACAUUGCAUCUCGCCAAACGGUAUCCCAAUGCCAAAAUUACCUCCAUUUCCAAUUCGGCCAGUCAAAAAGAAUAUAUUAUGAAUACCGCGGCCAAACGAGGAUUGAACGUGAACAAUAUCACUGUCAUUACCUGCAAUGUGGCCGAUGACAAGGGUGCCUUGGAUGUCGUUCAAGACAAUGAUCUCGUCAUGACGGUGGAAAUGUUCGAGCACAUGAAAAACUACAAUGAUUUGAUACAAAAGGUCAAGACGUUUCUCAAAAAGGACAGUGGCAAACUAUUUGUGCACAUUUUUGCCCACAAGGAUUUUGCGUAUCACUUUGAAGAUGGAUGGAUGGCACAAACCUUCUUUACGGGUGGGACCAUGCCCAGUGACGAUUUGUUGCUCUAUUUUGCCAAGGACUUUUCCGUGGAAAAGCAUUGGCGGGUGAGUGGAACUCACUACGAGCGAACAUCCAAUGGAUGGCUCCAAUUGCUGGACGACAGUUGGAAGAGUGGACAACUCGAACCGGUCUUGCGGGAAGCCUAUGGUAAAGGCAAGGAACGUGAAUGGUAUGUCAAUUGGAGACUUUUCUACCUGGCAUGUGCCGAACUGUUUGGGUUCAAAGGUGGAAACGAAUGGAUCGUUUCGCAUUACUUGUUUGAAAAGAGGUAGGAAGAAUACAACCGAGGUAGUAAAGCAAAACGUAGACACCACUCUGGUAGAAAGAAUACCGCAGUCCGGAUGGCAGUGUAAAGAAGGUAGAGAGAAGAGACUGUAGAGGAUGUAGCUAGCCAGGUGGUCGUUUCAUUUCAUGGCCCCAGCCAGGUGGUGUGUGACCGACCGCUGACAAUCUUGCUCAGAAGCAAUAUACUAUAGAUUCGAUGGUUGCGGGGCGGCAAGCAAUGACGUGAAGUUUGAUCUAAGCAACGACUUGAAUCUUGA
Molecule: messenger RNA, 1771 nt
Organism: Seminavis robusta
Lineage: Eukaryota; Bacillariophyta; Bacillariophyceae; Naviculales; Naviculaceae
Source: the annotation of a GenBank genome assembly